AUGUGGCAAGGAUCACAUUUGGCUUUCAUCCUCGCCGCAGCGGGUUUCUUCGCCCCGGGUGUUCAGGCCGUCGACACCCUCGUUGAUGUCGGUUACGCCCAGUUCCAAGGCGCCGUGACCGAUGCGGAGCUGGGCGUGACGACUUGGAAGGGUAUUCAGUUUGCUGCUCCUCCGGUGGGCGACCUCCGCUUCGCCGCGCCGGCCGACCCGGUCCAGUCCGGACUUGUCAACGCCACGGCACACGGCCCCAUCUGCCCUCCCCAGCAGCCCACCGAUUGGACCGUUUCCAGCACCAACCCGCGCUUCACCGUCGACGAGGACUGUCUCUACCUUAGUGUUACGGCCCCCUCAGAUGCGCAAACCGACUCUAGACUGCCCGUCGUCUUCUUCCUCCAGGGUGGCGGGUUCGGAUCCAACUCGAACGCAAACUGGGAUGCCAGCGAGAUUGCUUCGGAUGGAAACGUUAUUGUUGUUCAGAUCAACUACAGAGUUGGCAUGUACGGCUUCCUCCAGGGUGAGGAGGUCCGGGCUAGUGGCGGUCUCAACGCCGGAGUCAAGGAUAUGGUGAAAGCUCUUGAGUGGGUUCAGACCAACAUUGGGCACUUUGGCGGAAACCCCGAGCAAGUUGUCCUCGACGGUGUUAGUGCCGGCGGUUCAGCUGUCGGUCUUCUCAUGACUGCUGAUCUCGGCAGCAAGCAGCUCUUUGCUGGAGGUAUCGCGGAGUCUGGCGGCUGGGUUACGAUGCGCACCAUGGAGCAGGGACAGGGCCAGUACGACUGCCUCGUCAAGGAGAAGAACUGCACUGAUGCAACUGACUCUCUUACCUGCCUUCGCGCCUUGAACCAGUCUGCAGUUCGUUCUUCAAGCUGCUGGUUCAACCCGGGUAUCGAUGGCGAGCUCUUCACCGACAGCAUGGUCAACCUCUUCAAGCAGGGCAAGUACAAUAAGGUUCCAACGAUAUGGGGAUCUUGCGCCCAGGAGGGGACCAUGUACUCUGCUCCUCAAUCUACCAACUCUACUGAAGAAGCCAACACUUGGCUCCUCGGACAAGAUCCCUCCCUAUCCAACGCAUCCCUCGCUAUCCUUGACGAUCUUUACAUCAACACCCCCCGCACCGUCUACCCCGAGUCUGGAAUCAAGUGGAGGCAGACCGCCGACGCGAUUGGUGACAUUGGCAACCACUGCAUCAUCCGCAACAUUCAGAACUACCUUGCCCGGGACGAAGCCAUCACCUACAACUACAAGUUCGCCGUCCAGGACCCCAAGAACGAGGCCGAGGGCUUCGGUGCGUACCACACUGUAAACACCUACGCCUUCUGGGGUAACAACAGGACCGAUGGCCAAGCGCCCGAGUCCUACUUCACCAUCAACAAGCCCAUCAUCUCGCAGUUCCGCAAGUACUGGGUCUCGUUCAUCCGCAACCUGGACCCCAACACCGACCGUGAAAAGGGUGCUGCCGAGUGGAGACCAUUCACUGGUCCCGAAGGCCGUGAACGUCUGUUUGUGCAGACGAACAACACCCAUAUGGAGAGGAUGAGCACUGCUCAGAACUUGCGUUGCGAUGUUGUCAGACCUACGUCGGAGAACUUGGGCAAGCCGGUGAACACUGGCGUAGUCACUGAGCUGGAUGCUACCCUGGCGGCUAGCAUCAACAGCACCACUGAGGACACCAAGUUCAGAAAGAGACACGUUAGACAGUUCUCUCGGUACUACUAA
Molecule: messenger RNA, 1716 nt
Organism: Colletotrichum fioriniae
Lineage: Eukaryota; Fungi; Ascomycota; Sordariomycetes; Glomerellales; Glomerellaceae
Source: RefSeq, a predicted model, not a curated record